CGUCGGAGUCAUGAUCCACCAACAGCAGCCUUGACUCAUGUUUACUGCUGCCCAGUCAGUGCCUAUCUUCAGAACUUACCGCAGCCAUGUCUUGUGCAGAUCCCGGGUAUGCCCUACAACAACGUUGGAAAGAAGCAAUUCCUUGACCUCGGUGUAUCGCGCGCUCAUUCGAGCAAAAGCGGGAUCGUAUGGCGCCAACCCUUGCCUUUGACUUAGUUGAAUGCACGGCAAAAUACCGUCUGAACGAGCUUCGUGAGUCAACACGCCAAGUCCUGACUGCGAGACCUCCUGAAUGCUCCGGAUUGUGGCUGCUAGCAUGCUUUGCCCGUAUUCUUGCGAGUCAAGUCGAUCUGUAUAAAUGACUGGUCGGCGUUCUCGAGGGCGUCACCGAACCCACUCUUGGCCUCUCCGUUCAUCCUGCGGUCAAUAGUGGCACUCUGUCAUGUCCUACCGUUUCUUAGCAUCUGAUGCUUCGCUCACGACUUCGACCUCCGGCGAUCGCUCUUCUGCACCCAGCUAUACCGCCAAGCCACAAGCCGAUGAAAUUACUCUGCAGGGGUCCUUCGUGAGCGCGAUGCCCAUGGGCGAGUACGAGCAAGCUAGCGGCCCUCUUACACUUCGACUGCGCGGUCAAAUUGAGGGUAUUUCGAGGCCCGUCGUCUUCCACAAGCAGCGUGUCACCGGGGCUAUCAUGCUCAGACCCGAAGAGUGCACAGCAGCGACCCAGAUCUCCCUGAAGUUUGAAGGGAACCUCUCACUCGACAUCGACAGCGGUAUUAGCCAGACGCAUCACACUCUCAAUGAGACGCAUGUGCUGUGGCAGGCUACUGAGAGCUCGGCCGCGAUUCCUAGCUAUAUCCCCUUCGACAUUCAACUCGCCUCCGAGUUCGUCAUGCAGGACGGCCAGCGUAGCCCACUUCCACCUACUAUCGAAUUUUCCUUCCCACCUCCUUCUUCCCUCCGAGCGCGCGCCACAUACGCCAUGACGAUUGCAGUCGACCGGCGCAAGAAGCACGGCGUUCUCCCGAGGAGCAAGUCGUUGACGGUCCCCUUCGACUACGUCAGACGCACCAAGCCUCAUCUGCCGAUGAUCAUCGCACCUUCGACAGAACUCACCGACAGCGCACAAUGGUUCCACCAGACCUCACAGGUCGCCUUUAAAAGCGUUUCUACGCAGCCCCUCGAGGCCAAGCUCUCCAUCCCCGCCGCGAAGGUGUACUGGAUCGGCCAUUGCAUCCCCCUCCGUCUCAACAUACACGGCGCACCCACCGUCCUCCGUGCGCUCUUCCCGCCCUCCGGGGAGGGCGUCAGCAUCAGUGUCAACAUCGUCCGCCAGGUCGUCGCGCGCGUCCGCAAGAUGCCGGGGCGGAGGGAGAUGGUGCUCGGUGUGGGCACCGUGCGCAGAUCUCCGGGGAGAAGCGAGGACACAGUCGUGCGCUGGGAAGGGCAGGUCCAAGUCUCAGGCCCGGAGACGAUACCGGGCUUUGACGCUGGUGCGCUGCUUGUGAAGGACUUCAUCGUCGCCAAGAUCACGCCGCCUGUAACCACAGUCACUCCUUUCGAUCUCGCGCCACACAACAUCCCCAUCUCCAUCCGCUUCACCACCGAUCGCCACGAAGAUGACCUCGCGUAACAUCGCGCCAAAUGAUACAAGAAUCACAAAGAAUGUAUAUUCAUUGACUUCCUUGCGAAGCUAC
Molecule: messenger RNA, 1697 nt
Organism: Schizophyllum commune H4-8
Lineage: Eukaryota; Fungi; Basidiomycota; Agaricomycetes; Agaricales; Schizophyllaceae
Exons: 5
Coding region: 443-1633 (396 amino acids)
Source: RefSeq, a predicted model, not a curated record